Messenger RNA from Opisthocomus hoazin, 720 nucleotides. The record is from RefSeq and is a predicted model, not a curated record. NCBI's taxonomy places the organism in Eukaryota, Metazoa, Chordata, Aves, Opisthocomiformes, Opisthocomidae.
CUCGAGGUGACCUGCAGCCUUGUUGCCUGGCUGUCUCUGUACGCCUGCUUCUGCUACUGGCACAAGCACCGUUCCUAUGAGUGGAGCUGUCGCUUGGUCACCCUGCUGCAUGGGCUGAUUGUCACCUGCCUCUCGGGUUACGUCGCUCUCUGGGGAGGUUCCUGGCCUCUGACCCAUGCAGGUUCACCAAACACCUCUCUUCAGAUCCAUGUGCUGUCCCUGACCUUGGGUUACUUCAUCUUUGAUCUGGGCUGGUGCCUGUAUUUCCAGACAGAGGGCGACCUGAUGCUGUUCCAUCACACGCUGAGCAUCUGCGGCAUGAUCAUGGUGCUGGGGCUCGGGAAGUCUGCUACAGAAGUCAAUGCUGUUGUAUUUGUCAGCGAGAUCACCAACCCACUGCUCCAGACCCGCUGGUUCCUGCGGGAAAUGGGCUGUUACCACACACUCCUGGGAGAGGUGGUGGAUUUCUUCUUUGUGCUCCUCUUCCUGGUGCUGCGAAUCGGGGGAGGAGCUCUGAUCAUGUAUUCGAUGGUGACAUCCCCUGAUCCCAGCUGGCUCCUCAAGGCUGGAGGCCUGGCCAUGUACAUUGUAUCUUUGGGGUUCAUGGUUGAAAUCUGCCGCUUUGUCAGGAGGAAAAUGUUGAAAAAAUAUCGUUCCUGGAUAAGUCUGAGAAGUGUGAAUGCACCUGUGAAAAUGAAUGGGCACGUGACAGCACAUUGA